This is a messenger RNA of Dermatophagoides pteronyssinus (European house dust mite), 1568 nucleotides long. It is a transcript of the gene Pex3, whose product is annotated as peroxisomal biogenesis factor 3. The record is from RefSeq and is a predicted model, not a curated record. Gene Ontology annotation, biological process: protein import into peroxisome membrane. NCBI's taxonomy places the organism in Eukaryota, Metazoa, Arthropoda, Arachnida, Sarcoptiformes, Pyroglyphidae. Gene Ontology annotation, cellular component: peroxisomal membrane. Gene Ontology annotation, molecular function: protein-macromolecule adaptor activity.
ACCUGUUGAACAUUUGCAUAUUUUGUAUUGUUGUUGUUCAUCACAAACACACAAAGCAUCUCUUCACUCUGCAUCACACACCGAGAAGGUAUUGUGUCAUUAAAUUGAAGAAGACGACGACGGCAAAGAAAAGAAAUUCCCUCAAUAGAAAAACCCAAACACUCAUCAUUGCAAAAAUCAAUCAUUUUUUCCUCAUUUUGACACGAAUACUGUUGUACCUUGAGCGAACGAAUUUUCCAACAAAAACCGAAACAAAAAAUGCAAUCAACCUGGAAUUUUAUCAAAAAUAAUAAAAAAACAAUAUUCUUUACUACAUCGGCGAUUGUUGGUUUUAUUGGUUUACGAAAAUAUUUUUCCAAUUUUGAACAACAAUGGCAAAAUUCACAAUCAAGAAAUUUUGUUUCUGAAGUAAGAAAAAAAGGUACAUAUUUUGAUGAUGCAUUAAAUAUCGGUACGAAUAUGGCUAAUAAACAAUUUAGUUUAUUAAUAAAACGUUUGAAAGAAAUGUUUAAUAUUGUAAAAUUAUUGGAACAAAUUAAGGAAGCACAAUCGAAUAAUGUGUCACCAUCCGAGCAGCUAAAAUACUAUGAAGAAUUGAAAAUUGAAAUAUUUACCUAUAUUAUUGCUGAAAUUUAUUCAAUUGCAUUUCUUAUUACAUAUCUUCGUGUACAAUUAUCAAUGAUAUCGGGUGUUAUGUAUCAUGAAAAUCAAAUCAAUCAAUCAACAACGGUAAUGAGCGGCGGAAAUCUACUCAAAGAUACUACAUCACGUUAUUAUAUGUUUAUCGGUUUAAUGAAAAAUUUUCAUCAAAAUGGUAUCGAACAUUUAGUGGAUAAUGUUCGGAUAUUAGUAAAAAAAUCAUUUAAAAAUUUAAAAAUAACCAACAAUGUUACAUUGAAAGAUUUAUUGAAAAAUUUUAAUGAAAUUAAAUUCAAUUGGAAUGAAUCAAUGGAACGUUUGAUUGAAGAAAAUGUACUUAUUGUUUAUCGUUUGGAACGACAAUCAUUUAACGAUAAUGACGAAUCGAUUGAUAAUAAUGAAAAUCUCAGCAACAACAAAAUAUUAAAUGAAUAUAAAGCAUGUACCAAAUUUAUUGAUGAAAUGAUUGAUAUAACAAAAUUAUCAGAUUUUCGUAUGGUUUUAGAGAAUUGUAUCGAUAUUGGUUAUUCAAAUCUAUUUGAUUUUAUUAACGAAUGUUUUAUACAAUUUGAACGACAAAAGCAACAAUCAUCAGCAAACAAAUCAAUGAUGGAACAACGUUCAUUUAUUAAUCCACAUCAGAUUAAUAUUUUAUUAAUUAAAUUAUUACCAUUAAUAUGGCAACAAGUACAUAAUAGUGAUGAUGAUGAUAAUGAUGGUGGUCAUAAUAAAGAUAAUAAUCAAAUGAUUAACGAAUUUUGUGAACAAGAAAAACAUAAUCGUAAUGCAUUACUGGUACAAUAUUUACUUUGUUCAGAUAGUUUAACAUGUUUUGCUGCAAAUAUUUAUGAAGCAUUUUGUAAUGAAAUGCCAAAAUGUAAAACAAUCAAUCAAUAGUGAAUUUGGAUUGAUUAAUAUCACAGGAAGAU